AUGUUCCGUCAGUGCGUUACGUUGGCAGUGCUGGGGUGUGUUAUGGCGGCGCCUCAACACCAAUAUCAGACGCAACAACAGCAAGAUGAGGGCAUUCCACCGCACCUACUGAGAGAGUACAUUGGUGGCCAACAGCCUAGCCAAGUGCAGACUCAGAUCAUUCCCCGCCCACAGCACUUAGGCGGCGCACCUGCCCAAGGACCCGCGAGACUUCCGUACCAAGUGCAGACCGAAAACCAGUACCAGGGCCGCCAGCAGUACCAGCCCCAGCCCCAGCCACAGCCUCAGCCCCAACCUCAGCAACAAUACCGCCAGCAGUAUGCCCAAGAAGGUCCUCAGCGAGUUCCCGAAGAUUAUGACCCAAAUCCCUCCUACCAGUUCGGCUUUGACGUCAACGACGACCAGUACACCAACUACCAGAACCGCAAGGAGCAGAGGGAGGGUGGUGUCAUCAAGGGCUCGUACUCCGUUGUGGACAGCGACGGCUUCGUAAGGACGGUCACCUACACCGCUGACCCAAAAGAAGGUUUCAAGGCUGAGGUAUCACGCCAGCCCACCGACAUCGUGGUGAAGAUACCGACACCGAAACCACAAACGCUCCAGCAACCCCAGAUCCCCCACCAGCAAUUGCAGCAACAGCCACAGCAUCAACAGCAACAACAAGCCGCGCCCCAAUACUACCAACGUUACGAGCAA
Iphiclides podalirius (scarce swallowtail) is the source of this 696-nucleotide messenger RNA. The record is from the annotation of a GenBank genome assembly. Lineage: Eukaryota; Metazoa; Arthropoda; Insecta; Lepidoptera; Papilionidae.